Messenger RNA from Misgurnus anguillicaudatus (oriental weatherfish), 810 nucleotides. Lineage: Eukaryota; Metazoa; Chordata; Actinopteri; Cypriniformes; Cobitidae. The record is from RefSeq and is a predicted model, not a curated record.
CAGCAGAAGAGCUUUAAGUUGCUCACAGGAGAGUAACGGGUUCAUUUUUACAUCAUUAUACUGGAAUUAUCUUCAUGGAGAUUUUUAAAAGCAGGAUUCUUCACCCAAGUCUGUGUGUCUUUCUUACUUUAUAUGCAGUUUCCCAAUGCAGCAUGCAAAAGAUUCAGCAUCACAUCUACAAGACAGUGUUUGUGGGGAAAACAGUCACACUUUCCUGCAAUAAAACUCUGGAUACAGAUGAUAUCACAUGGAAAAUGAAUAGCAUCAAUAUUUUUAGUUAUAGCUCAUUCAAUAAUAAAAGUAUGAAAAACUUCAGCUCAGACAGGAUGUAUACUGAUCCAGCAAUUCCAACGGAGCUAAAAAUAAUUCAAAUACAAACAUCUGAUGCUGGAAACUAUUCCUGUUACAGUUCUACAACAGCAAUAAAAUGGAUAUUAACAGUAAAAGAAAACAACAAAUCCUUACAGUUAUUUGAACCAGCACUGCUCUACAUUAUCGGCUCAUGUGCUGGAGGCUGUCUGAUCAUCGGUCUGAUCAUUGCUCUGAUCGUCUGUAUUCACAGGAGAAGGACAAACAACAGAGAUUGUGCUGACAGAUCACAGGCACCAGUCAGAAGACAGCCAACCAAGAAAACCUAUGACUGUAUGGCAGGGGUUGAAGAUGAUGAUCAGUGUGAUAAUGGCAUAUAUGAAAAUUACCAAGAUAUGUCGUAGUCAAGCAAGCUUUGAUUUAAUGUAAAGUAAUUGGAAAUUAAUGUAUACACGAGGAGUACAGAGGCAAAACCAUCUGACAUGUUUUCUUUUAAAUUAG